Messenger RNA from Rotaria sp. Silwood1, 654 nucleotides. The record is from the annotation of a GenBank genome assembly. Lineage: Eukaryota; Metazoa; Rotifera; Eurotatoria; Philodinida; Philodinidae.
AUGCGUGUAGUAGAAAAACAUCUUCGUGAUGAAGUAACCAAUCGUUGUAUAGAAUUUCUUGAUAUUGCUAUUAAUUUUAUUCUCUACAUUGAACAAAUUUAUUCCAAUGAUAUAUUUGAAAAACGUUCGAAAUAUAAUUUAAUUGUUUAUGAAUGUCAUGAUAUUGAAGUACAAAAUUAUAUAUCAGAUUUUCUUAAUCAAAUAAAACCUUUACUUCGUAAACAAUUAAUUGAUCAAAUAGGUUUUGUUAUUACAACAAAUAAUGAAAAUGAAAUUCUUCGUCGAUAUAUUAUUGAAUUACAUCCAAUUGUUAAUCAUUCAUCAAAUAUAAUUCAUACAAAUGGAAAUUAUUUACUUGCUGAACUUGAUUCUAUCUUUUCCACAUGUCUUAUUGAAUUAAUGCGUCAAACUCCUAUUAAUCCAUUAACAAUAUCAACAGAAAAUGAUGAUAAUGAUGAUGAUAACGAUUCAAUUCGUUGGAAACUACAAAUACGUUUAUGUCAUUAUGAAAAUAAUAAAUUUGAAGUUGAAGAAACAUUUUAUGAACAAUUUAAAUUAAUUGAUAAUUGUUUAUUAUCAUUAAAACAAAUUAAAUCUGUUCAUUCUCAAAGACUUAAUAUUCAAAUAAUGUGUGAAGAUAAAAAAACAACAUAA